Mytilus californianus (California mussel) is the source of this 1038-nucleotide messenger RNA. RefSeq names its product clumping factor A-like. Lineage: Eukaryota; Metazoa; Mollusca; Bivalvia; Mytilida; Mytilidae. The record is from RefSeq and is a predicted model, not a curated record. The transcript has 3 exons. Bases 1 to 1038 code for a protein of 345 amino acids.
AUGGAUUCAAAUACACAAGCCCAUAGUGAUUCCAAAGCUAACACUAACAGUGAUUCUAAUACGCAAGCUUGCAGUGAUUCUAAUACGCAAGCUAACAGUACGCAAGCGAACAGUGAUUCUAAUACGCAAGCUAACAGUGAUUCUAUAACGCAAACUCACAGUGACUCUAAUACAAAAGCCAAAAGUGAUUCUAAUACGCAAGCUAGCAGGGAUUCUAAUACGCAAACUAAUAGUGGUUCUAUAACGCAAGCUAACAGUGGUUCUAUAACGCAAGCUAACAGUGGUUCUAAUACGCAAGCUUACAGUGAUUCUAUAACGCAAGCUCACAGCGAUUUUAAUACGCAAACUAACAGUGAUUCUAAUACACAAGUUAACAGUGUUUCUAUAACGCAAGCUAACAGUGGUUCUAAUACGCAAGCUAACAGUGAUUCUAUAACGCAAGCUCACAGUGAUUCUAAUACGCAAGCUAACAGUGAUUCUAAUACGCUAGCUCACAGUGAUUAUAAUACGCAAACUAACAGUGAUUCCAAUAUGCAAGCUAACAGUGAUUCUAUAACGCAAGCUCUCAGUGAUUCUUAUACGCUAGCUAACAGUAUAUCUAAUACCCAAGCUAACAGUGGUUCCAAUACGCUAGCUAACGGGGAUUCGAAUACGCAUACUUACAAUGAUUCUAAUACGCAAGCUAACAGUGUUUCUAUAACGCAAGCUAACAGUGGUUCUAAUACGCAAACUUACAGUGGUUCUAAUACGCAAGCUAACAGUGAUUCUAUAACGCAAGCUCACAGUGAUUCUAAUACGCAAGUUAACAGUGAUUCUAAUACGCUACCUCACUGUGAUUAUAAUACGCAAACUAACAGUGAUUCCAAUAUGCAAGCUAACAGUGAUUCUAUAACGCAAGCUCACAGUGAUUCUUAUACGCUAGCUAACACUAACAGCGAUUUUAAUACUCAAGCUAACAGUGAUUCUAAUACUCAAGCUAACAGUGAUUCUUAUACGCAAGCUCUCCAUGUGUUAUAUAUGUUGUUAAGUUUGCCAUAG